This is a messenger RNA of Prinia subflava (tawny-flanked prinia), 1989 nucleotides long. RefSeq names its product lysine demethylase 8 (gene KDM8). Gene Ontology annotation, molecular function: histone H3K36 demethylase activity. Gene Ontology annotation, cellular component: nucleus. The transcript has 7 exons. The coding region runs from base 59 to 1294 and encodes 411 amino acids. The record is from RefSeq and is a predicted model, not a curated record. Lineage: Eukaryota; Metazoa; Chordata; Aves; Passeriformes; Cisticolidae.
UCUCGCGUCCGGCCCUCCCCGGCAGCGCCGCCUCGCGGGUGUCGGCGUAGGCGCGGCCAUGGCGGUGACGGGCAGUACGGAGGGCGCGGGCGAAAGCUUCGCGCUGUGGGCCGAGGUACGGGCGCUGCUGCCCCACACCGAGGAGGGGCUGACCUUGGCGCUCAGCGGCGAGGUGGAGGACUGCGUCCUGCCGCUGCUGCGGCGGGCCCGCGCGCUUCUCUACGGUGCGGCGGGCCGGCCUGGGGCCGAAGCGGCAGCGGGGCUGGAGCGCUUCAGCGACGUCCUGCGCGACUACUCCUGGGAGAAGCUGAACGCGGGGCCAUGGAGGGAGGUCGGCAAGGGCUGGCGCCAGGUCUACGCCUACGGCUGCCUCUUCGGGGCGCUGGCCGAGGUGGCCGCGGGCCGCCCGCUCGCGCGCGCCGUGCGGUUCUGCGACCUGGGGCUGCUCAUGGGCGCAGCCGUCCUGGACAACGUCCUGGCGCGCCUGGUGCGCGCGCUGCAGCCGCACCUGCCCCGCGCGGCGCCGCGCGCCGGAGCCCGCGCUGAGAGGGGCCGCCUGCAGCCGCCGCCCCCCGCGCUGCGGCCGGAGGAGGCGAUUCCGCACCUUCACUGUCCUUCGCUGGAGCACUUCAGAGACAACUACCUCAUUCCCCAGCGGCCCGUGGUCCUGGAGGGCGUCAUGGACCACUGGCCGUGUAUGAAGAAGUGGAGUGUGGACUAUUUCUGUCAAGUCGCAGGGUGCCGCACCGUCCCUGUGGAGUUGGGUGCUCGGUACACAGAUGAGGAAUGGUCUCAGCAGCUCAUGACUGUCAGUGACUUCAUCAGCCAGUAUAUCAUGGAUGAGAACAAUGUAGGCUACCUUGCCCAGCACCAGCUUUUUGAUCAGAUCCCAGAAUUAAAAGAAGAUAUCAGUAUCCCUGACUACUGCUGCUUGGGGGAAGGGGAAGAAGAUGACAUCACCAUUAAUGCUUGGUUUGGUCCAGGAGGCACAAUCUCACCUCUUCAUCAGGAUCCCCAGCAAAAUUUUUUAGCCCAGGUAUUUGGAAGAAAGUAUAUCCGUCUCUAUUCUCCACAAGAUUCAGAAAACCUGUACCCCCAUGAAAGCCAAAUUCUUCACAACACUAGUCAGGUUGAUGUGGAAGAUCCAGACUUGGUCAAGUUUCCAAAUUUCACAAAGGCUGCGUUUCAGUCCUGCAUUCUGAUGCCUGGACAGAUUCUGUUUAUUCCAGUUAAAUACUGGCAUUACGUGCGAUCACUUGAGCUCAGUUUCUCUGUUAGUUUCUGGUGGUCAUAGCUCUGAAAUGUACUCAGCUGCACUGAAACUGAAUUAAAAAUCAGGGAAGUAGCAUCUCUCUCUCAGGAGAGGUUAGAGAUGGAGCAAAACCAAAAACCAACAAACCCUUGUUAAAGCAUGGAGAAGUAGUAACAAUGGGCAAGUAGAAAGAUGAUGGUGUAGCUGCUUUAUUUUUGCAGAUGUUUCUAGUAACUCCUAAAGAGUGUACGUUAGGUCAUUGUCCUGUGUGUGCACCCCUCAGAAAUAGCCUGUGUACAGGGACAGCCAGGGCUCUACCUGAGCCUCUGUCUGGAAAACCAGGUGAGUGUUACCUUCCACUUGGACUUAGUAACACUAAACCCUGGAGUUGGCUAGAGAGGUGGUGCUACCUAAAGGUUCAAUCCAUUAAAAAAUUCAGCUAAUACCAAGGAAAGUCUCCUGCAUGGAGGAAGUCAGUGUCCUGGUUCUGGCCAGGAUAGGGUUAAUUUUUGCAGUAGCCAGGAGGGAUAUGGCCCAGAUCCAGAGGUUACUCUGUACCACCUUAGGCUGCCACUGGGGCGGGCAGGGGCUCCUUGUUCUCCUAGUGAUUGAAUCUGUGUGUGAAUCCUUCUGUAUGAAUCUUUUUUCUCUCUUGUACACUUUGUUAUUGAUAUUGUUGCCCUUACAACUCGUUUUCUUAUUCCAUUGCUGUUUCCAGUAAAUUGUUCUUAUUGCAA